AUGCGCUCCAAUCCCAACAUCGUCGUCACGGGCACGCCCGGCGUCGGCAAGACGACGCACUGCGAGGCACUGGCCGAGCGCACGGGGCUGAGGCACGUGUCGGUCAACCAGGUCGUCAAGGAUCGCGGCUGCCACGAGGAGUGGGACGAGGAGUACUUGAGCUGGAUCGUGGAUGAGGAUAAGCUGCUCGACGCUCUAGAGGAGGAGGUCAAGGCUGGUGGUUGCAUCAUCGACUGGCACGCGUGCGACCUGUUCCCGGAGCGCUGGAUCGACCUCGUGGUCGUACUGAGGGUGGACUCGAGCACGCUGUACGAUCGGUUGUCUGCGAGAAAAUACCCCGAGGCGAAGCUGCAGGAGAACCUCGACUCGGAGAUCAUGGAGGUGCUGCUGCAGGAGGCGCGCGAAUCGUACGCUGAGGAGAUCGUCGUUGAGCUGACCAGCAACACGACCGACGAGAUGGAGAGCAACGUCGACCGCAUCGAGGCGUGGGUCAAGCAGUGGAAGGAGAACACCCGUCCUGAGGGUGGCAAGGAUGGCGAUGGUAACGGUACUGGGGAGGCGUAG
Messenger RNA from Anthostomella pinea, 564 nucleotides. The record is from the annotation of a GenBank genome assembly. Lineage: Eukaryota; Fungi; Ascomycota; Sordariomycetes; Xylariales; Xylariaceae.